AAGAGUCAAAAUGGACGAACAGUGUGAACCCGACAAAGUUCUCUAUUUUUCUCCAAUUGGAACUUACGAAAUAACUGCUGAUAAAGAUGGUAUACUAAGCAUCAAAUUGAUAAGCGAGAAAACAGAAGAAAAKAAUUCUGUGCUUGAAUCAGGCUCAAAGAAUCGUCAUCUACAAGAUUGCCUGACAUGGAUGGAUGCUUACUUUACUGACUUARAMAGUCUCGCAAAAACAAAGCGCCCAGYUUUGAACAAGAAAAAAUGGCAGCACAAGACGUUCUGCUGUAAUGUUUGGCAGACCUUGGAAGAUAAACUGCCCCCUGGUAAGGUUUUAAGCUACGGUCAAGUCGCGAAAAUGGUGGGAAACGAAAAGGCGUCAAGAGCGGUAGGAAUGGCGAUGAAGACAAAUCCUUUCUCUAUCAUAAUGCCUUGCCAUAGGGUUGUCAGUAAAGACAGGGUAGGAAACUAUAGCUCUAUCAAUGGAGCUAAAACAAAAAUGUGGCUUUUGGAGCAUGAAAACGCUGACUUAAAGAACUACAAAUGAGAAUUAUUCGCAUAUUCACCACAGGAAGCCCAAAGAACUGGACUGACAAAUGAUGGAGUUUGUAAAAGGGAAACACAGCGUAUUAAAGCAAGGGAAAAAUUAAAMGCUACAAAAUGAAA
Exaiptasia diaphana is the source of this 660-nucleotide messenger RNA. RefSeq names its product methylated-DNA--protein-cysteine methyltransferase. Gene Ontology annotation, cellular component: nucleus. The record is from RefSeq and is a predicted model, not a curated record. Bases 11 to 541 code for a protein of 176 amino acids. Gene Ontology annotation, biological process: DNA repair. The transcript has a single exon. NCBI's taxonomy places the organism in Eukaryota, Metazoa, Cnidaria, Anthozoa, Actiniaria, Aiptasiidae. Gene Ontology annotation, molecular function: methylated-DNA-[protein]-cysteine S-methyltransferase activity.